AUGGUUGGCCCUAGUCUGAAUUUCAACGUGGACGUCAACAAGUGCUUCGGCGGGUUAUGGAAAUCCAGAAGGCGGUCCAAAGCCGGCAUCAAGAUUGGGCCAUGGGGAACCCCUGGAGCCUGCAGCUUUGACAUUGCUGCAUCUGCCUCCCAAUUACAAGGGUCAGACUCCACACAGGAACCGUCGUCGAUAGCCUGGAGGUCUCCUACCUUGUCGACAGGAAAAACAUCGAAACACUUCGAACUACAGCCUGGCGAAUAUAUCAACUCGAUGGUUGGGUCCGUCAAUGAUUUGAACGGCGAAACUUGCAUCGCUAAGCUCGGAUUCGCAACCAAUUUCGGGAACACGCAUGGGCCUUUCGGGGCGGGCGGUGGAAAGGAGUACUCUGUUCCGGUCGUCGACGGUCGAAUUGUCGGAUUCUUUGGCCAGUACGACAAGUAUCUGAAGGCGAUCGGAGUCUAUUUGGCUCCUAAUUGA
Molecule: messenger RNA, 477 nt
Organism: Zingiber officinale
Lineage: Eukaryota; Viridiplantae; Streptophyta; Magnoliopsida; Zingiberales; Zingiberaceae
Product: mannose/glucose-specific lectin-like
Exons: 2
Coding region: 1-477 (158 amino acids)
Source: RefSeq, a predicted model, not a curated record